CUAAGUUGGAGUGUGGAAGAACGAACAGCUGCUUCCUUCAGUCAUAGAAUUUGCGAAAUUUCGCUGCAGAGAGAAGAAUUUGCAGAAAUGGAGGCCGGAGACGAAGGAGUCGAGCGAGUCGUCGACUCUAAGGACAUGCAGCAACAGAGCAAGGCAUUCGACAAGCUCACCGACCGAGUCGAGGAUCGCCAGCUCGAUUCCACCCGCGUUCAAGAGGCUAUGGCGUCAAUAGCUGCAUCUUCCGAAGCAGAUUGGAACGCUAUGAGAUUGAGGGAGAAAGAACUAGCUGCAGUCAAGAUCAAUCCAGCAGAUGUCGACAUAAUUGCGAGUGAAUUGGAGCUGGACAAGAAGGUGGCAGAGAGGACGUUGCGGGAGCACAAAGGCGAUGCAGUCGCUGCUAUUCAAUGCCUUAUACACCAGAUAACUAUCGGGAUCAACUAGAAAGUUGGAACUGAAAUUGCUUCAAUCUCCAUGUAGCGCAAUGAAUUCGUUAUGGACUGUGAAAGUAGAUGGAAGGGCUUUCUGCUUCUUCUUGACCACGCUACUUCUGGAGGAUUCAUUCGCAUACUUGAGUGAUGGUAGCCUGUGUUCUUGUAUCUAGUUUUGAGGCUCUUACGUUCAAAUUGGUUUUCGUAGUAACUUCCGAGAUGGAGUUCUUGCAUGAUAGGUUGAUCGAUUGUUGGAAUCUAACCUUAAUUCUUACAAGUUAGUAUUCGGUGAUUAUUCGCCAACUGGUAUUGUACUCCUGGGUCGCACCAGUCAAACCACUAUCCUUGAGAGUUGGUAAUGAUGUCACGACGCCAUUGAUAACCAGCAUGCAAUGAAACAGGCAUAUAUGC
Messenger RNA from Linum trigynum, 839 nucleotides. NCBI's taxonomy places the organism in Eukaryota, Viridiplantae, Streptophyta, Magnoliopsida, Malpighiales, Linaceae. The record is from the annotation of a GenBank genome assembly.